Messenger RNA from Quercus lobata, 420 nucleotides. RefSeq names its product fibronectin-binding protein A-like. The record is from RefSeq and is a predicted model, not a curated record. Bases 1 to 420 code for a protein of 139 amino acids. The transcript has a single exon. Lineage: Eukaryota; Viridiplantae; Streptophyta; Magnoliopsida; Fagales; Fagaceae.
AUGGGACUUAAGAGAAAGCCCCCGACCAGUUUACUCGACCUCCUCGAGGGUCAACCGGGGAAGGGUGCGCAGGGAACACCGCAGUCCAGUGCUCCGUCUCCACCACUUCAGCCCCAGACCAUCCAGACUAGGUCAUCCUCCACUAAGUCUCAGCCACAAUCUCCCGGCCCCAAACUUCCUGCUCCUCCUCGAUCAGCUCUGCCUCCUCAGCCGGAGCCCACGGACUCAAAGAGAAAGAGGAGUCCCAAGGGUAAGGAACCCAUAGACGGGGGAAAGUCCCAAUCUCCUCAGGAGAGGGAUGAAGCCCCACGUGUGAAACAAUUAAAGAUCGGGCACCAAAGCAAGGGUAAAGAAACUGAAGCCCAAUCCACCCAAAGUAAGGGGAAGGGGAUCGAAGUCCAAUCCUCGCCAAGCACCUAG